AGUCAAAAAACCGGGCGUCUCACGGAGGAUGACCACAACGGGCCAGGGCAGCCCGGUGAAAACCUACGAUUACCUGCUGAAGUUCCUGCUGGUGGGAGACAGUGAUGUGGGCAAAGGAGAGAUCCUGGAGAGCCUUCAGGAUGGAGCCAGCGAGUCCCCCUACGCCUACAGCAACGGAAUUGAUUAUAAGACCACUACAAUCUUGCUGGAUGGCAGGCGCGUGAAACUGGAGCUGUGGGACACUUCGGGACAAGGGAGGUUCUGUACAAUCUUCAGGUCCUAUUCCAGAGGAGCUCAGGGUAUACUCCUGGUUUAUGACAUUACCAACAGGUGGUCCUUUGACGGAAUCGAUCGGUGGAUCAAGGAGAUCGACGAGCACGCUCCGGGUGUGCCUAGGAUCUUGGUCGGCAACAGGUUACACCUCGCCUUCAAGCGGCAGGUUCCCACUGAACAGGCACGUGCCUACGCUGAGAAAAACGGCAUGACUUUCUUUGAAGUCAGUCCACUCUGCAACUUCAACGUGACCGAGUCCUUCACAGAACUGUCCCGCAUUGUGCUCAUGAGACACGGCAUGGAGAGGUUCUGGAAACCAAACCGAGUUUUCACUCUGCAGGAUCUUUGUUGUCGAGCCAUCGUUUCGUGCACUCCUGUUCACCUUAUUGACAAAUUACCACUACCAGUCGCCAUAAAGAGUCACCUCAAGUCCUUCUCCAUGGCCAAUGGAAUGAAUGCCGUCAUGAUGCACGGGCGCUCCUACUCCCUGGCCUCCAGCAGCGGGGGCAGCAAAGGAAACAGCUUGAAGAGAUCCACUAAACCUCCACGGCCACCUCAGAGCCCACCUCAGAGCUGCACACGCACUAACUGUAAAAUCUCAUAGCGAGAGAUUUCUUCUGGCUGUUUUGAUUCGAGCUCGCUCUCUCUCUGUCACUCUCUCCUCUUCUGCCGAACCUUGUGCCACCUGAGGGAACCUGAGCUCCCACCAAACUGUUCUCGGAAUCUUCCAACUGGACCAAAUGAAAAUGUACCCUGCAUUUUCCCCCAACCCUCCUCCCAAAGGAACCACACGUAACUUUUGAUGAAUGAACCAACCACCCAACCCACCAACCACCACCGCUGGUUGAAGUGGACACUCAUUACGUUUUCGUUUUUAGCAAUUUGCACUGAGAUUUCAAAUUAGUAUUUAAAGCAACUUGCAGGUGCCACUGUUUUAAUAAAGGGACACCGAAUUUUCAGGAAGGUGGUGCUGGCAUGUUUACAUGGCUUUCAUCAGAACAUUGUUUGUUCCCUUUUCCUUGAGCGAACAGCUAGAAACAUUUGUUCUCUUGACUAAAUAUUAUUGACACACGGUGUAAAGAAGAAUCUCUGGGAAUCGAACCAGUGCAAAUGCAAAGAAUGGCUCUUGCUACUGUAUUUCUUACUUGCAUCACAAAACUUCCGUGCCUUUGAUAUUAGACUAUCCAGCCUCCAGCGGCCUGCAUGUGGCCUUUCAUACCUUAACCAUGCCUUGUACCUUUAUCGUCUAAAGACCAGGACCAAGUGAGAUCAGAGGUCAACUGACAAGGUUGUAUGCUUUUCCCAUACAGUGUAAAUGCUAAUGUAUUCAUAUUUUCUCUUGUUAAUUUAUCCGUCAACUAUUUUGUAGCUAUAUCCUGUCGCAGUGUACAAUGUCCUAGUUGAUUUAGUAGUUGCUUAACUAUUCUGCCAUUUUAGUAAUCAGAAGGUUAACCUUGUGACCAGUAAUGCAGAGUUUAAUCUCAAUCUUCACCUUGUGUUGAGCGUGAUUUGUAAAUUUUAAUAUCGGGCAAAUCAAGUAUGGCUUCUUUAUUUCAAACAACCUUUGAGAAAUUGGAAAACAGCAACAGAAAAAAAUCCUCAAGUCCACUCUGGUAAAACUGAAUGGAAAUUAUGUGAAAAAAAACCUUGAGCUCUUUCGUUGGGCCUCUUUAAAAUUUUGCUUUUGUUCUUUGGUAUAAAGAAAAGCUUUUGUUUUGACAUUUGUUUUAACAUUUGUAUUGUAUCAGAGGCAUCCUUUUCCUCCCCUCCCCCACACCCCCCCCAAAAAGAAACACACACGCACACAAAGAAAUGUUAGUUGUAAGUGUUUUUCUUCUUACUGUAAAAAAAGCUUUGCAUCUUGAUCACUAAUCUUAAUCAACAGCUUUCUAUUUGGAUGACACUUCUCAAAGGUAAAGUGGGAGCAGGAUGUUUAGAUGUACGGUAACCUUGAAGAUUGGCCACCUUCUGAACUAAAAGAGCAGUUGGGAGCAUCAUCUAGUCUUUGAGAAAAAGGGAAAAAAAAUGAAUAAAUGUUCAAUUAUGUAAAACACUAUCACAUUUAUUAUAGCUGCUGUGUGACACUUAACAUGAAUGAUCUAAGUGUUUUAUUGGCAUUUUUCUUUGUACAGUUUUAUUGUUCAACUGUGAAAUACACCUUUUUUUGCAAAACCGAAAA
Molecule: messenger RNA, 2452 nt
Organism: Callorhinchus milii (elephant shark)
Lineage: Eukaryota; Metazoa; Chordata; Chondrichthyes; Chimaeriformes; Callorhinchidae
Gene: rab40c
Product: RAB40c, member RAS oncogene family
Exons: 6
Coding region: 29-877 (282 amino acids)
Biological process (GO): intracellular signal transduction; protein localization to plasma membrane
Cellular component (GO): synaptic vesicle; endosome; plasma membrane
Molecular function (GO): GTP binding; GTPase activity
Source: RefSeq, a predicted model, not a curated record